Messenger RNA from Armigeres subalbatus, 1903 nucleotides. RefSeq names its product short/branched chain specific acyl-CoA dehydrogenase, mitochondrial-like. Gene Ontology annotation, cellular component: mitochondrion. Gene Ontology annotation, molecular function: acyl-CoA dehydrogenase activity; flavin adenine dinucleotide binding. NCBI's taxonomy places the organism in Eukaryota, Metazoa, Arthropoda, Insecta, Diptera, Culicidae. The record is from RefSeq and is a predicted model, not a curated record.
CUUAGCAUCCCACUUUAGUUGAUUUACGAGACUGGUAGAGCUCGGUUCGCGGCAGUAGAUCUCCAACGUUCGUUCAGACAGUGCACGUUCUUCUUCAAAUUUUAAGUCUGUUACAAAACCGGUUAGUGUGUGAUUUUUCUUCAAAAUGAUGCAAAAUCUGCUGAAGACCUCGCUGCGCACUGCCGGGCUGUGUCGUAAGAGCCUAAUUCAACCCGCGGCCAAAUACUCAUCUUCUUCGUUCGGAACAACUCAAGGAACGCCUGGUCCUUUAACUUACCUAACUGAAGAUGAACAGGUUAUGAAGGAAACUGUUGCCAAGCUGGCACAGGAACAAAUUGCUCCACUUGUAAGGAAGAUGGACGAGGAACAUCAAUUGGACCCCACCGUUGUGCGUGCCGUGUUCGAAAACGGUCUGAUGGGCGUGGAAGUUGGAGAAGAAUAUGGUGGCAGUGGGUGCAAUUUUAUGACCAUGAUGCUGGUCGUCGAGGAACUUUCCAAGGUGGAUCCAGCUGUAGCUGCCUUCGUCGAUAUCCACAACACAUUGGUUAACUCAUUGAUGAUCAAGCUCGGAACAGAAGAACAGAAGAAGAAGUAUCUACCCAAGUUGAGUAAUGAAUACAGUGGAAGUUUUGGUCUGACCGAACCAUCUGCUGGAUCAGAUGCCUUCUCUCUGAAGACUACUGCCAAGAAGGACGGAAAUCACUACAUUCUAAAUGGCAGCAAAAUGUGGAUCUCCAAUUCGGACUUGUCUGGAGUGUUUCUGAUCAUGGCUAACGCAAACCCAUCGGCUGGAUAUCGCGGAAUUACCACUUUCAUCGUCGAUCGCGAAACAGAAGGAUUCACUGUUGGCAAGAAGGAAAAUAAGUUGGGUAUCUGCGCCUCGGGUACCUGCCAGCUUCAUUUGGACAACGUCCGUGUCCCAGAAGAGAACAUUCUUGGCGAGUUCGGCAAGGGUUACCAAUACGCUGCCGGUUUCCUGAACGAAGGUCGCAUCGGAAUCGGUGCCCAGAUGCUUGGGUUGGCCCAGGGGUGCUUGGAUGCCACCAUCCCAUACCUGCUGGAGCGUAAGCAGUUCGGUUCGGACAUCUACUCCUUCCAGAGCAUGCAGCACCAAGUCGCAACAAUUGCGACUGAAAUCGAAGCAGCUCGCCUGUUGGUCUACAACGCUGCUCGUCUACAGGAAGCCAAGGUUCCAUUCCUGAAGCAAGCCGCUAUGGCCAAGUUCUACGCCUCGGAGGUAGCGCAGCGAGCCACCGUCAAGUGCAUCGACUGGAUGGGAGGCGUUGGUUUCACCAAGGAUUUCCAGGAGAAAUACUACCGUGAUUGUAAGAUUGGUGCCAUUUAUGAGGGAACGAGCAAUAUGCAGCUUAGCACCAUUGCCAAGGUCAUUAAGAAGGAGUACCAGGCCUGAGCAUUUAAAAAAAAUCCAUUUAAUCCUGUCGUCUUCCGAUGAGUUACGUAACGUACGGUAGCAUAUAAAAUCGUAUGUCUCAUAACUCAGCUUCCCCAGCAAACACGAACUCAUACACCCGCGAAAAGAUCGCUGAUAGGAUGGGUAGUAACUGAUAAAAUACAUACACGAAGAAUAUGAAGAAAACAUACUACGCACGUUAAUUAAUUUUUCAUAUACGGGUUAAACGUAUACGUAUUAAAAACUUGGAAACCAAGUAAAAAAUUGCGAAGACCAAGUGCAAAAAAGCAAAUGAUGCAUUUAUUUUCUACUACGCAGGUUAAUUAUAAGCAUUGUAAUUAUAACUCUCUGAAAAUGUGUUAAGUGAUAAAACACACAAGUGAACAAAAAGAAAUCCCAAGCAUGAUAAUACUAUGAUAUCGAAACACAUACAAAGUAAGUGUUGAAUAUGCUUGUUAGAUAAUAUGAAAUAAAUUCAUUCUAAUAAUUGAA